CCUCCAGGGUUUCCGCAAACUCUGUUUUGUUUGCGAAAGACAAUGAAUUAAGGGAAUUAGUCACAUACGAGAUGCUGGAGAAGUGAAUGUCAUCGAGAGACCGUAGAGGAAACACUCGAUGGGAAAUAUUGGCCGUGAAAACCAGACGGAUCCGGGACGGGUACGUUGUUAUGUUAGUGGAGCGGAUAUAGCAUGCUUCCGCUAUGGCAUAGUGACCAGUAACCCGUUGAUAAGUAGUACCCUCCGGGCAGAUGACCGAUACAUAGAAUGACUGAGGGAAAUAAAAAUAAUGCAGACCCUGAAAGUUCUUAUGGAAAACAGGCGUUGGUGUUAGCUGCUUGUAAGAGCACAGGGAAAGAGCGUCAGACGCGUUCACGCGGGUGAGGGCGAUCUCGCAUACCCCUCCCCGAACUGAUAGGAAGGCAAUGAGAGACGCAGAGCAAUAGAAUCGCCUGAAGACCGUCUCCUUGCAAUAUUGCAAGUGAGUAGCUACCCGUUGAAUACAGAGCGAAAUCCUUCGCGACUAGAACAAGAGACGGGGACGUGUCCAGGGCUAACACACUGUCCUUAGCUGAAAAAGGGAACGGAACAAUUUCGCGUGCCUCAAACACGUCCGCCGUCUGAAAUGGAACAUGAAUGAUUAUGGCAUCGGGGGUGAGGCUGGACUCAAUCAAGGGGUAAAAAUAUUGACUAAUGUCUGGGGUGAAUAAAGGUGUUAGGCUAUAAUUUUGAUACCCGAUAUGGACAGGUGUGACUCUACCGUGCGCUGCAUCAACCAUGUUGCUAAUAACCUGCUGAUUUGCCGUUGCGACAGAGUUAAUGACGUUUUCCAAUACAUGCAAGGCCUGAUCUAGGAGGAGAAACUGAUUCACCUGGUCGAUCUGUUUGACAACUAUGUUGAUAACCUCUACCAUCUUAUUUGUCUGCUCUAGAAGUUCCUCAAUGUUAGUAUGCAGCCGCGCAAGUUUUCUACAAUUGGCGUUGAUCACCCAGCGAUUUCGGGCAGCAAAGGAAAGUACAUGAGCGUAGUGGUCCCGCAAAUCGCGUACGUCCUCGUCGGUUGCCGUACCGAAAAGGAACUUUGAGGUGGACCCAACGAUGUUGAGCAACUCCCUCUACACCAGGCCCGUCCAUAAGGGGGGGCACGGGGUGGCACUGCCCCCCCUACCAGAUUCGCUGCCCCCCCAACUACCAAGUUUCCUGCUCCUCCCCUCCUACUCCCCACCCCAACUAUCAGGUUCUCAGUUAAUAUCGAGGAGAUCUGGGAAUGUCUCUACGAGCGUUGGUACUCACGUUUACUGCAAGAUUUCGGUUUCCGUAUAUUGUGUAGAUGUUAUCCUCUUCCGGAAAUCAAGAAAAAAAAAGUUACACAAUAAAAAAAAUUCCUGUAUCCCCUGCAGCGUAAACCCUCCCCGCCCCACGUAACGCCAUGAAAACAAUAAAAAAAUUGAACGAUCUAUAUAUGUAUCAACCAAUGGCGCGUUACAUCUUAUUUUUUCAGUCAAUCGACCAAUCAGCGAGCUUUUUGUUCCCAACCCGCAGGCAUUUCAAAUCAGUCUCAGUCUAGCGAGGGAGGAGGUUGGGUGUCGUCACUGUCGUGUCGCAGUUCAUGGAAAGUGUUUAACAAAUGUGAGGAUGCGAUUCCAAGGCGCCCCGGCCGCCAACAAGAGCGUGGUGGUCGAGAACAGCCUGUACGAGACUUUCGAGGACACCCGCAGGACCGAGGUGGUCGAGAACAGCCUGUACGAGACCUUGGACAACACCCGCGGGACUGAGGUGGUCGAGAACAGCCUGUACGAGGCCUUGGACAACACCCGCGGGACUGAGGUGGUCGAGAAUAGCCUGUACGAGACCUUGGACAACGCCCGCGGGACUGAGGUGGUCGAGAACAGCCUUUACGAGACCUUGGACAACGCCCGCGGGACUGAGGUGGUCGAGAACAGCCUUUACGAGACCUUGGACAACGCCCGCGGGACUGAGGUGGUCGAGAACAGCCUUUACGAGACCUUGGACAACGCCCGCGGGACUGAGGUGGUCGAGAACAGCCUGUACGAGACCUUGGACAACACCCGCGGGACUGAGGUGGUCGAGAACAGCCUUUACGAGACCUUGGACAACGCCCGCGGGACUGAGGUGGUCGAGAACAGCCUGUACGAGACCUUGGACAACACCCGCGGGACUGAGGUGGUCGAGAACAGCCUGUACGAGACCUUGGACAACACCCGCGGGACUGAGGUGGUCGAGAACAGCCUGUACGAGGCCUUGGACAACACCCGCGGGACUGAGGUGGUCGAGAACAGCCUGUACGAGACCUUGGACAACACCCGCGGGACUGAGGUGGUCGAGAACAGCCUGUACGAGACCUUUGAAAACGUGAGGAAGCCGCGGUAAUGGAGAAGGAAAUGUAAGAGGAGGAAGAAGAUGAGAAGCAAGCGUGAAAGCAUGGGAGGGCAGGCAACAAAAAGCCUGUUAGUUCAUCACGAGGCUGCCUGCUGUAGCGACAGUGUUAAUCAGCUCGUCAGCCACUUGAGUGACCUGCGCCACAGACUAAAGCACUUUUGUACGCACGCGCGGGCCCUUUGAGCUCGCCCCUGACGCAGCAAAGUGACGACCAGUGCGAUCUUGGAAGGAAAUUAUCGCUUUCGAGCAAACUACUUCUGCAGUAAGGCUGUUCCAGUGGCGGACGGGUCUUUCAGAAAUAACUCCUACCUAUAUCUGUGGGGUGGGCGAGGCGAGGCACCCCCGGUGUAUGCCCCCAUUGAUUGGCAGAUUGCUGCAUCGUUUGAAGGAAGGGAAGGAGGAGGACGAAGGAGAAAAGGAAAAAGUAGAGAAGAAGAAGGAGGAGGAGGAGGAGGAGGAGGUUUAUAAGGAGGUUGCCUGCCUUGCUGGUUCAAAAUGUCAGGCGGGGACUUGAGGGGACACGAAACAGUUUAACACGUGUGUACGCGGCCAAGGGGACGCGGAGGCCCUGCCGCGUGCUGAGAAUGAGGGCGAGAAGAAGAGGAGAUAAUAAUAAUAAUAAUAAGAAGAAGAAGAAAAAGACCAAGUAGCCACAUUGCUGUGUGUCCACGCAGUAUUGUCGGACAAGUAGGGUUAGUACAGCCAGUGGGUUUAAAUCCGUGACGGAUAUAUCAACUAAAGGAAAAUGAGGGUUUGCCCGGCAUUAUAACAGUCAAUAAUAUAGUUUAUAAAAUAGCCUGUAUUAUACAUGUAUUAUAUAUGAAUAUUCAUUGAUGUGAAUAUACUAAUAUGAUGCCCCAUGACAGGAAUAUGACUAGGUGAUACGAAUAUGUAUAAGGUAUGAUGAAUUGAUUAAGAAUAUAAUAUGAAUAUGAUGUGAUUCUUUAGACAUGCCAUGCCUGUAAUUCAUGAUGUGGAAAUGAAUACGAAUAACAGUAUAUGAUUCAAUAAAUAUAAACAUGUAACAUGGAUAUGAAUAUAGAUGUAAAACAUAUGAAUACAUGACAUGAAUAUGAAUAAGACAUGGUGUUAUGAUAUGAGUAAGGAAUGAAUAUGACUAGCCACCAUAUGACUGGGAUGUGACAGGCUGUUAUCAAUAUGAAUGUGAUGUGAUUAAAGUGAGGAUAUGACAUGACAUGGAAACGAUGAAAAACAAAUUAUCUGUUGUGAUUGUGAAUAUGUUGUGCUGUGUGAAGAUGAAUUUGAAUAUCACGUGAUAAUACGAUAUCUAUAUGUACUAAAUGAUAUGAUACCAAUAAUACAACCGGCUUCAAUAAACGGCAAAGGCCUGCUCCAGGAUGUCCUGCGUUUCUUCAUCUCUCUCUCUCUCUCUCUCUCUCUCUCUCUCUCUCUCUCUCUCUCUCUCUCUCUCUCUCUCUCUCUCUCUCUCUCUCUGUUACAUUUUCAUUAUUACUUUAUUUAUCAUUUUCUUCAUUCUUCUAUUUCCGUUUCGUUUUCUCUUUGUCACUGUUUAUUUUUACUCCCUUGUUUACCUUUCUUUUUCUUUCUCUCUUCUUUUCCUUUCGUCUUUCUGUUCCUCCAUAAUUCUCUUUUAUUUGUUUCUCUCUCCUCUCUUCUUCUUCUUGUCUCCUCUCCUUUAUUUUUCUUUCGUCUCCUCUUCAUCCUCCUCUUCCUUUCCUUGUCUUUCCUUUCGUCUGUUCUUCUUUUCUCUUUUCCUUUUGUGUUCUCUCCUCCCUUCUCUUUCCUCCUUCGUUAUCACUCCUUCCUUCAUUCCCUUUCCUUCCUGUCUUUCUCUUUCCCUUCUUUCCUCUCCUCCUCCUCUUCCUCUUUUGUUUUCUUCUUGAUGUUUUCUCCAUGUUCCCUCCCCUUGUUAUGGCUAACAAGGAUGAGAUAGACUUUCUGAUCAAAGAGAGAAACACUGAUGUAUUAUGCGUAAGUGAAACGUGGUUAUCACCUGAAACUCCUAACGAAUAUAUUGAUAUUCCUAACUAUAACAUUUUUAGGUGUGACAAGGGUAGGGGUGGAGGUGUUUGUAUCUAUAUAAGAGAUAUUUACAAGGCUACUCCUGUACACUUUGACGCAGUAAGACCACAGGGUGUGGAAGACGUGUGGGUGGCAGUUCAAAGCUGUAAGUUUCCUACAGUCAUUAUCGGGUGCCUUUACCGACACCCCAAGUCACUUUCUUGUACAUAUGACUAUAUAUCUGAUGUUUUAAAAUGUGUCAUUUUAAAAGGUAAGGAUUUUUAUAUUUUAGGGGAUUUUAAUGAUGAUUUUUUAUUAAACAGCAGUAAGCUGAAACAAAUUAUUGCAAAUGCAAAACUAACUCAAGUAAUUUCCAAACCCACGAGGAUUACUUCCAGCUCUGCCACACUGUUAGACUUAAUUGUAACCAACAAACCUCAUUCUGUAAUAGUUUCUAACACACUUCCAUGCCAUGUGGCUGACCAUGAACUGAUCACUGUAACUAUUAACUUACGAAAGGCCAAGCGUGCACCUACUGUAAAAACUUUUCGUGAACUAAGAAGAUAUUCGCCAGAAUUUUUGUGUAACUUACUUUAUCAGGAGAGUGCUAAUUUAAACAAGAUGUUUGCCACUGACAAUACCGAAACACAGGUUAACAUAUUCACUGAAUGUUUCAACAAAUGUCUUAAUGUGUGUGCACCUUUAGUGACUAGGGAAGUAAAGAGGCCCCCCGCUCCAUGGAUCACUCAUGACUUACGAGCUAAGAUGCUGGAGAGGAACACCA
This is a messenger RNA of Eriocheir sinensis (Chinese mitten crab), 5167 nucleotides long. RefSeq lists its product as uncharacterized. The transcript is spliced from 3 exons. The record is from RefSeq and is a predicted model, not a curated record. Lineage: Eukaryota; Metazoa; Arthropoda; Malacostraca; Decapoda; Varunidae. The coding region runs from base 1636 to 2391 and encodes 251 amino acids.